This is a messenger RNA of Lactuca sativa (garden lettuce), 1256 nucleotides long. RefSeq names its product Protein kinase superfamily protein. The record is from RefSeq and is a predicted model, not a curated record. Gene Ontology annotation, biological process: protein phosphorylation. Lineage: Eukaryota; Viridiplantae; Streptophyta; Magnoliopsida; Asterales; Asteraceae. Gene Ontology annotation, molecular function: protein kinase activity; ATP binding.
UAUAUGUAAAGCGACCCUUUAAAGACAUGCUAGUCGCUUAAUUGCCUCACACAUCAUCUCACAGUCUCAUUCAGUCUCAUUCAUGACUCAUUCAGUUGGUGUACGAAACUACUAAUUUCAAAUUCAAUCUUCAUAUUCAUCUUCAUCUUCAUCUUCCAUUCUUUCAAGUUUCAAGACGCCAUGACUACUAACACUAGGUUUCUGGGUUUAUACAUCACCAUCUGUGUAUUAGCUUUCAUCAUCUCAAAGAUCACCAUAGCUGUCCUCUGCUAUCGCCGAUGGCAGAAAAAACAGUUCGUCAUCCAAGACACCUUUUCUGGUGGAAAGCUGGUACUGUUCAGAUCACCCAAGAUAAAAACCCUAAAAUCGAAUGUGUUCCUGAAGAAGACGAUGAAACUCACCAACAAGGAUCGAAUCGGAUCCGGAGGUUACGGAAUGGUUUACAAAUUAACAAUUAACGAUUCAACGUCUUUUGCUGUGAAAAAGCUACGAAAAGAAACAGCAGAACACGAUCGAGGAUUUGAGAGAGAAUUGGAAGCAAUGGGAGAUAUAAAGCAUCGUAAUAUCGUUACUCUUUAUGGUUAUUACAGCGCCCCCAAUUUCAAUCUCCUCAUCUACGAGUUAAUGCCUAAUGGAAGCUUGGACGUCGUUCUUCAUGGAAGAACAAUGGAGAAGAUGAUUGUUCUAGAUUGGGAUGCUAGAUACAAGAUUGCAUUAGGUGCUGCAAGGGGAAUAUCAUAUCUUCAUCAUGAUUGUAUCCCUCAUAUCAUUCAUAGAGACAUCAAAUCAAGCAAUAUUUUGUUGGAUGAAAACAUGGAAGCUAGGGUUUCUGAUUUUGGGUUAGCUACUUUGAUGGAUCAAGACAAGACCCACGUGUCCACUUUAGUAGCCGGUACUUUCGGUUACUUAGCCCCCGAGUAUUUUGAUACGGGAAGAGCGACAACGAAAGGGGAUGUAUAUAGUUUUGGUGUUGUUUUACUUGAGCUUUUAACCGGGAGAAAACCUACGGAUGAAUCAUUUAUCGAGGAGGGGACCCGCCUUGUGACGUGGGUUAAAACAGUUGUUGAAGACAAGAAAGAAGAAUAUGUUCUUGAUGAAAGAUUAGAGUGUUAUCAUGUGGAUGAAAUUAACCAUGUAUUUAAUAUAGCGUUAAUGUGUUUAGAAACCGAGCCUUCUAAAAGACCAAAUAUGUCUGAAGUUGUAAAGAUGCUAGAAAAGAUUAAAACCGAUCAAAUUACAUGUUCAUAAAUCAUAAA